Annulohypoxylon truncatum is the source of this 243-nucleotide messenger RNA. Its product is annotated as cytochrome c oxidase biogenesis protein Cmc1-like protein. The coding region runs from base 1 to 243 and encodes 80 amino acids. The record is from RefSeq and is a predicted model, not a curated record. The transcript has 2 exons. Lineage: Eukaryota; Fungi; Ascomycota; Sordariomycetes; Xylariales; Hypoxylaceae. Gene Ontology annotation, cellular component: mitochondrion.
AUGCAUCCGCACUUGCAUACGAAGGACAAUAUUGCCUGCGAGGAGAUCAUGACUGCCCUCGAAGAAUGCCACGCUAAAGGAUUUAUCUGGAAGUCAAUGGGCAUGUGUACCGAGACCAAAGAUAAACUCACUUUAUGUCUAAGGGCCGAGCGACUAAAGCGCACUGCAAAUAACCGACAAUCAUCCAGAGCGAAACGCGAGCAGAUCAGAAAGAUAUGGGCCGACAUCGACGAGAACUCGUAG